AACAAAUGUGUCCCUGACUGAAGUAGUCCAAUUUCCGCCCCACAGCCGUCCGCAACAUCUACCAAAGGACGCAUUUAAUGGGACUCAAAUCUUCAUUUUCAACUCUUACGUGACUGUCACGUUCCAGCUGGACUCCGCAAGCCGCCCAUGAUAAUUGUAUUACAUGACUAAGGAUUUUGUACAAACUGCAAGCUAGUGCGCUUGAGUAGUGUCCCACCAAAGAUAACUAACGACAGAAAGAUGGAUGUGCACUUUCCCACUAGUAGUAUCUUGUCCAUUGUCCUUCAAGCGCUCUUGUUGUCGUCUUCAUAUGGUUCGUUGGAGCCCUACGACCUUUUAUACAAUAAUGCCGUCGACGCCUUUUACAGAAGUGACUAUAAAGAUGUAGUGCGAUACAUGGAGGGAGCGCUCAGCAGCUACGCAGAGGUCCGCCAGACUAAAGUCCGAUGUCGACUGAGGUGCCAGGACCAGCACCCGUUUGACUCUGUUUCCAUGGACCUGCAGUUCUUUGACGUGGUUCUCCGAAGAUCAAAUUGUCAAAACGAGUGCAUCGAAGAGAAGGUUGGAACGCAGUCCAUGCACAAAGUCAGCGAGGAUGUCAACCAGGAUUUCCAGAGACGAAUCCCGUACAACUAUCUUCAGUUGGCGUAUCAGAAGCUGAAGCAGUUGGACAAGGCAGCGGCGGCGGCCCACACCUAUUUCCAGGCCAACCCAGAGCAUGUGGAAAUGGAUCAGAACUUAGAGCAGUACAAGGCUCUGGAGGGAUCCGACCAGGACCACUUUGUGGACAGAGAGGCCCGACCUCAUCAGAGUUCCUUCUCAGCCGGGGUGAAGCUGUAUGACAGUGCAGACUACAAGGGGGCCAUCGCCCUGUUCGAGGAGGCCCUCCAGGAGUACUACAGGGCCGACGUGGAGUGUCGGGCCCUCUGCCAGGGGCCCCAGAGGUUCGAGGAGCAGGACCAUGUCCUCUACCGCUACAGCCUAUACGAACUGGUCUCAGACCACUUCACCCAGGCGCUGCACUGUGAACACGAGUGUGUGAGAGACCUGUCGACCCGGCCCGGCCGUCUGUCUCCCAUGGAGAACUACCUGCCUCUACACUACGACUACCUGCAGUUUGCCUACUUCCAGAUGAACAUGGUGGAGGAGGCGAUGGAGUGUGCCAAGUCCUACCUGCUGUUCCACGAGGGGGAGGAGUUUAUGACGGAGAACGUGGAGUACUACAGAGAGGCCGUGGGCCACGACGUCAAGCCCCGGGAGAAGGCCGAGUGGUACCUGAGACGCCAUAAGCAGGAGCUGGAGCUACUAGUGAUUGGCAGUGAGAACAUGCAGGUGGAAUUUACAGAGGGGCAUUACUGGACCAGCACAGGUGGAAGAGAGGAUUCGAACAGGAUCCCCUCUGGUACCGAUGGAUGGAUGGAGUAUGUACCCAUCUCAGAAAAGAAGAACUUCACUCUGGCCCCACCACAGGAGCUCAGAGAAGGAGGGCCCUUGGUGUAUGACAGUGUGCAGCUGGUCCAGAACUCAAAGGCCCUGAACGGAACUCAGAGGGUUCUUCUGGAUGAUGUCAUAUCUGUGGACGAGUGUGCCGAGCUCACAAACCUGGCCCAUACUGUCACUAUGGCAGGAGACGGAUACCGAGGGAAGAUGUCUCCUCACACUCCCAACGAGAGGUUUGAGGGAGCCACUGUGCUUAAAACACUGCAGUACGGCUACGAGGGCCGUGUCCCAUUGAGGAGCGCUCGUCUGUUCUAUGAUGCCAGUGAGAGGGCCAGACGCAUCAUCGAGUCCUACUUCCUGCUCAACUCGACGCUCCACUUCUCCUACACACACCUGGUGUGCCGGACCGCAAUCACAGGGCAACAGGACCAUAGAAAUGACCUGAGCCAUCCCAUCCACGCUGACAACUGUCUGUUAGACCCAGAGGCCAACGAGUGCUGGAAAGAACCACCAGCCUACACCUACAGAGACUACAGUGCUCUGCUGUACCUGAAUGGAGACUUUGAGGGAGGAGAGUUCAUCUUCACAGAAAUGGACGCCAAAACAGUCACAGCACAGGUGAAGCCAAAGUGUGGUCGUAUGGUGGGGUUCUCGUCUGGCGGGGAGAACCCCCAUGGAGUGAGGGCCGUCACCAGGGGGCAGAGGUGUGCCGUGGCCCUGUGGUUCACCCUGGACCCCCUCUUCAGAGAACUGGAGCGCCUGCAGGCAGAUGAGGUGAUGCAGGCGUUGGACAACCAGAGCAGCCAAUCACAGUGGGACACAAGCCUCAACAUCAACCCCAAAGACGAGCUGUAGUAGUCCGCCGGCCCCCAGCCCAGCACCCCCCAAAUCUUUAUAUCUAUCUAUUUAUUUAAUGAAGUUUGGAUCAGAACAAUUUUAUUUUUGUACUGUUUGAAGUGCAAGGUUAUAUAGUUGUUUGUGUUGCCGUCGUGGCUUUUGGUCGGUUGUUGUGAUUUUUUUUCUCCUUCUGUACAUACCAGUACUUGAGUUCGCGUUUGGGUCUUUGUUUUUCUUUCCAUUGACUCUCUCUCUCUCUCUCUCUGUUGGGGUGAAACCCAGUCAUUGUGCCUCACACUUUAUAAGGUCCAGUUGACUUUGUGAUGACUUUAUAAGGUCCAGUUGACUUUGUGAUGACUUUAUAAGGUCCAGUUGACUUUGUGAUGACUUUAUAAGGUCCAGUUGACUUUGUGAUGACUUUAUAAGGUCCAGUUGACUUUGUGAUGACUUUAUAAGGUCCAGUUGACUUUGAUGACUUUAUAAGGUCCAGUUGACUUUGUGAUGACUUUAUGAGGUCCAGGUCACUUUGCGACGACUUAAAAUGCUCAGUUCCCUUUGUGAUGACUUUAUAAGGUCCAGUUGACUUUGUGAUGACUUUAUGAGGUCCAGGUCACUUUGCGACGACUUAAAAUGCUCAGUUCCCUUUGUGAUGACUUUGUGUAGUGUGCGGGUGUGCGCGGGCACAAGGUUGUUACAGCACAGACCUGUCAUACGUAUGCACAGUUCUUACUGCACUGUGAUCAAGCGAAAGAGAAGAACAGCAAUCGGCAUUGCCGUUCUCUUGUUAUAGAAAAGACAACGGGCUGUUUAUAACGUUUCAAACAUGAACUCAUAAAACAAAUCGGUCGUGGGAUUAUCUCCUUCAGGCAGUGUAAACACAGUUGAUAUGUUUCAUCUACUUAUUCACUGAAACAUUGGCUGGAGUAUAUGCAUUCACCGAGAGAAAGAGGUCAGGCAUUUCUUUACAAACAGGGAGCUGUAAAUCCCUUUCGGUGACUGACAAGGAUGACUGAACUGAUCUGUCACUAUUUUCCCGUGCACUUUCUUCUCGUUUGUGGUGUGGUGAAGAGACACCGUCUUCGUGACUCACAUCCCUCCCUAGCUAUGGUCCAUGGCGUUAGCAAGCCUUACUAACGCCUUGGACCAGAGCUAAUCCCUCCCGUCAAUUGCAAUCAAAACGCCGAGCAAGAUAACUGUUUACAAGUUAGCUGACACACGGGCAUGGAGUGUGUUGUUGUUGUUGUUGUGUGUUUUACGUGUCUGUUUUUAAGAUAGACAGCUGCUAUUGCAAUUGUCGGCAUUUGAUAUUAGAAGCUUUUUAAUAAAAGAUGUCGUUCAUUCCUGUUUAAAGGAAUUCCUAUUUUAAGGUGACUUAUAGGUGUCCUUUCCUUUCGAAACUUCCUCAUUUCCUGGGUCAAAAUAGACAGACAGGCACACACACUGUUAAAAUCCAAUGGAAUGAACGUGCCUUGUGUACUAUGAUAUUUCAAUGAUUACAACUGCUAACUAUACGUAACUUAUGCAUUUUAAGUUAGAUUAGGGGUUUUAUCUUAUCUUUUGAUAGGGAGGAUGGCCACUCACUAAUAUUUAAAUAUAAAUUGCUGUAGCACAAACAAAUUGUUGUAUCCAUCUCUUUUGUUGUUAAUGUGUACUUAUAAAUUAAAAAGACAAUAUUUCAAUAAAUAACUUAAACCGUG
Molecule: messenger RNA, 3974 nt
Organism: Oncorhynchus kisutch (coho salmon)
Lineage: Eukaryota; Metazoa; Chordata; Actinopteri; Salmoniformes; Salmonidae
Product: prolyl 3-hydroxylase 2
Exons: 15
Coding region: 241-2295 (684 amino acids)
Biological process (GO): collagen metabolic process
Cellular component (GO): endoplasmic reticulum
Molecular function (GO): protein binding; iron ion binding; procollagen-proline 3-dioxygenase activity
Source: RefSeq, a predicted model, not a curated record